GGUGCCGAUCUAGGGUGGAACCCUCGAGCCUUCUCUAGGCCGACGGCGCCCUCAGCUCCGUGAGCAGAGCUCACCCCGGAAGUCAUCCCCCCACCGCGCGCCGCUCUAGCCGGCUCUGUCUCUCAUUGCUCGCGGUGGAGGCGAUGGCCGCGCGGGGCUUCUGCCGGCUCUGGGCGGCUCUGCUCGCGGGCUGCGCCGUGGCGGCGGCAGCCGGCGAGGGUGUGGUGACCUGCGGGUCGGUGGUGAAGCUGCUCAACCCCCGCCACGGAGUCCGUCUCCACUCGCAUGACGUCCGCUACGGCUCUGGCAGCGGGCAGCAGUCGGUGACAGGCGUCACAGCCGUGGAUGACAGCAACAGUUACUGGCGGGUUCGGGGCAAGACGUCCACGGUGUGCGAAAGGGGUACUCCUGUGAAGUGCGGACAGUCCAUCAGACUGACCCACAUCAACACAGGCCACAACUUGCACAGCCAUCACUUCACGUCGCCCCUCUCGGGCAACCAGGAGGUCAGUGCCUUUGGGGAGGACGGCGAGGGGGACUUCCUGGACGACUGGACCGUCCUGUGCAGUGGCACGUACUGGGACCGGGGGAGCGAGGUGCGGUUCAAGCACACCUCCACCGAGGUGCUCCUUUCCGUGACGGGCGAACAGUACGGGCGGCCGAUCAACGGCCAGAGAGAAGUGCAUGGCAUGUCGUAUUCCAGCCAGGACAGCUACUGGAAGGCGAUGGAGGGGAUCUUCAUGAAGCCCUCGGAGCUGCUGAAGACGGAGACGUCCCACGCAGAGCUGUGAUGGCAGAAGGAGCGACCUCGUGUGUCCGUGGUGUGGAGCUCUCUUCGCCCCCAGCCCUGCAAGCCUGCCUGAACUCCCACCUCAGAGGACUGAGACUGGAAGUGUGACUUGGGGUGCUGGCGACAUCCCCUGCAGAGCUGCCACGCCACCAUCCUUCCGUGGGGAUACAGGAAGGAGCCACACCCUGUACCGCUUACCUGCUGAAGACGGAGGCGUCGCACGCAGAGCUAUGACGUACGGCAGUGUUUCCCCCUUGUGUCUGUGUUCCUUCCCCCGGCACCUUGUAUUGCUGAUAUUCAAGCACAGGCGUGCUGGGACUCAGUCCUAAAUAAACACAGGUGAUUCAAGCGCA
Molecule: messenger RNA, 1143 nt
Organism: Hemicordylus capensis (graceful crag lizard)
Lineage: Eukaryota; Metazoa; Chordata; Lepidosauria; Squamata; Cordylidae
Gene: SDF2
Product: stromal cell derived factor 2
Exons: 3
Coding region: 144-791 (215 amino acids)
Source: RefSeq, a predicted model, not a curated record